This is a messenger RNA of Ooceraea biroi (clonal raider ant), 1538 nucleotides long. It is a transcript of the gene Gem2, whose product is annotated as Gemin 2. The record is from RefSeq and is a predicted model, not a curated record. Gene Ontology annotation, cellular component: spliceosomal complex; SMN complex; nucleus. Lineage: Eukaryota; Metazoa; Arthropoda; Insecta; Hymenoptera; Formicidae. Gene Ontology annotation, biological process: spliceosomal complex assembly; spliceosomal snRNP assembly.
UUAACGUAUUGCACUAGUUCAGCAGUGCAGCUAAAAAGAACAGACCUACUGUAGCGGCUAAACGUAAACAGAACGAUAGCCAAGUUUAACCUAACACAACACAAGUUAUAUUUUUGUUUGACAUUGACGAGGCGAGAGUAUCAAAUAUUAUGAUGGAUUGUUUAAAGCAGCCGGUAUUCAUGGUCGGAAGCAUGGAUAAAAAUAUUAACUUUGCACUGCCGCCCAGUUCCGGGGAAGAAUAUCUUCAACGAGUAAUAAUGGAAGCUAAACAAUGUGACGAUGUGGUAGUGGCUGAUAUAGAUCCAUCUUGCAUGAAGGAACCUACAAGAGGUUACUUUGUGCCCUUACCAGGGUGCGUUGAAGCACCACCGAAGCUCGGCCCGACCAUAGAGUGGCAGCACCACCAAGUUUCCGAGUUCUCCAAACUGAGAUUGUACGUGAGCAAUUUGAAGUAUGCGAUAAGCAUAGAUAAACGCAAGUGGAAGCCACCUGAUCUUAAUUUGCCAGACAUAAACGAAAAAGAAGUUUGGAUCAACCUCUGCCUAGACCGUGACAACGAAAGCAAUAUUCAACCCACGUUGAACACACUCUUCUGUUUCAAGCAGUCGACUAUAGAGCAAAUACUCGAAUACUUGGUACAGUUCGUGGAAACUGAAAGAAGAGUCGAGUACAAAGUGGGCCUAUGGAUCUACACGUUAUUGGUGAUCUUGGAGCAACCGUUGCAACCUGACGUGUGUUACUGUCUGCGCUCGUUGGCGCGAGCGUGUUCUGCCAUCCGUGCUGAUUCUGUAUUUUAGCGUAAGAUAUGAUCCCGUUGACCGCAUUGAGUGUGAAGGCACAAUGUACUGUCCAUGAAAAGAGACUAGAUAUCAUCGAUCUAUUUUUCAAUUACAAGAUAAUAUUGAUUCUUUUAAUUCCAAGAUAUUAGUCUAGUACAAAGAAAAGGUCAGGUGAGCGUUUAAUCCUAGUUACAUUACAUGUAUUCUCUCUUAGUCACACUGACGUGCUCGUGGUGUCGGUAGCACGAAACGAUGUACGGCGGAGGAAGAGACGGGUGGGAAACGCCUAAUUUCUAUUAACAAAACAUUUUUAUUGCAUAACUUCCUGUUGUUUACUCUAUUUACGCUGUUGCAAUCUUGUCCUCGGCGAGUUAGAAAAAGGUUUCGGGCGACAUUAGAAACACACGCAUCUUCGUCGGAUUACAAAAGGUUGAGAAAAUAACGGACUGAACUUUUCUUCUACGCUUAAACUAGCUCAUCGUGUCUCGUUGGUAUCUACAAAAAGUUUAUGUCAGAAUUUGCUAACGCUAUUCUCCUCCUUUUCUUUUUUUUUCAGAGAGAACUGAGCGCGAGGGAGCUAGGGGCGCUGAAUUUAUUUAUCUGCCUGGUGGCCAGAUACUUCCACGAGUUGGAUCUGGCCGAUCCUUAACAGUUUAUCAUCCGUUAACGCACAUCCAAUACGACACAUCCUUAUGGCACGAUGUGACACGUGCAUCUCUUUCUGUAUAGCAAAUACAAUAAACUAAAUUACUUUAAACC